Messenger RNA from Guillardia theta CCMP2712, 1515 nucleotides. RefSeq lists its product as hypothetical. The coding region runs from base 1 to 1515 and encodes 504 amino acids. The record is from RefSeq and is a predicted model, not a curated record. Lineage: Eukaryota; Cryptophyceae; Pyrenomonadales; Geminigeraceae. The transcript has 17 exons. Gene Ontology annotation, molecular function: protein binding.
AUGAAGAGACAGCAGAGGAAGGAGAACAAGGUCUCGAAACACAAGCUCGGUUUUCUUACUGAAAUCAAAACCCAUGUAGCUGUAUUCCCCUCGGCGAAUCCUGCUCAAUCGAAUACGUUUACGGGGAGGAGCUCUGUUGAUAUUGAUAUGGAAACAGUGAGAAAUACAGAUUCUGCCGGAUAUUUCGUUUCAGAAACCAACUCGAAGAAAUUAGACAGCCUCAGGAAAGCAGUUGAAGGGAGCGACUCUAUUGUCAACCCCAUGUCAAGAAUUGACAAGCUUUCUCGGCUUGUUGACGAAGGAUCUUCAACCUUCCGGGCGUUGGGGAGGAAGGGGAGUCAAAGCGAACAUCGAAACGACGGUGAUCAAGAAACAUCUCUCUUCUCAAGUAUUUACAGGAGCAGAAGGUCGUUUGUCAGCGAGAGAGAAAGAGAGCUCGUCGAGGCUGUAGAGGAGGUGCGGCGAAGUGCACCGGCGAAUGAGUCGAUGCGGUACAGCGCUUUCAAGGAAGACCCUUCCAAGCCGAUCAUCCAGACAGAUGAACAUACGAGGGAGGACUUGGAUGAACUAUGGACCGACUUCCAGUCUCGGUUGGAGACGAAUUUACUAGGAAAGGAACGUGAUUCAGAUUCCUCAGAGUCAAUAUUGAAGAAAUUGCGAAUGGAGCACGCUUCCACCGAAGCCAAAAUGACUUCAAACACAUACAACUCUGUCUCUCUGGCCGAUUCUCUCCGAGAGUUCACUGACAACAUGGACGGAUUCACGUGGGAACAGAACGAGAGACUCAAGGCAGAAGAGCUCGAACUGCAAGCCCGCAUGGACCCGCGUUUCUACACCCUCCAUACAGCACAUGUCAACCUCACUGAGGAGCAGAUCGAGGAGACCAUUGCUUCUGGAGCAGACAUCAACCUGCCGAUGCCGUUCUACAAGUUUUAUGAGCACUCGGAGGAGAGUUCAGAGUACCAAGAGGACGCUGGGAAGUACGAUGUGGAACUGGGGGCUGAGAUCAAUGCUUUGGACUCUAUGACGAAGAAAGGAAGGCUAUUUUGUGAAGAAUCCCUUUUCGAUCAGUGGAGGAAGCCCAAGAGCGAUGAAGAAUCUCGCAAGAAAUGGAACCUGCAAUACAACAUGACGGCGCUUCAUUGGGCUUCCAUGAUGGGCCACAUCGAGUGUGUCAGAACCCUUUGCCAGCUCGGCGCAAACGUCACCAUGGUUGACGUGCGGAACAGGACGGCGAUAGAGAUCGCAGCCUACCGGCAGCUCGUGGACCCUCCGAACAACUUCACGACCAUCUUGUCGAUUCUCAAGGAGCAUCUCAAGAAGCAGGUUGGAAGCGAUUGGCCUCGAUGGUGGCCGGCCUUGUGUGACGAUGGGCUCAAAAAUUGGACGAUGCCCGAGACAAUGGAGCAAGCUGAGAAAGAAUACCCGGAGAUCGUCAAGCUCGCGAACGACUUGGUGGCGUCCGGGACGAGGGACUUUGACGUUGGUGCUUCCUUGCAAGAUUACGUUGAGUGA